GUACGGCAGUUUGGACGCAUGCGCUUAGAAUUGUUGCAGCGGGUCUUCGAGAGGGAAGUGGCGUUUGUACGAGGAGGGGGCGUUGGCCCGCCCGGAAGUGAAAUCGGCCGCUCGCCGAACCGAGAUGCGACUGUCGGGGCAGAGCUGGUGGUGCUAGGCCUAGCCGGGUCGUGCAGCUGGGCGUGGGGCGAGAAAGAAGAAAGGAUCCUCCAUGGUCUUCUCAUUCACAGGUUAAAGCUACCUUUCCAGAUAUUUCAACUAAGUCACCAGUUUCCAAGGGCAUUUGCCACCUACGGAAAACAUCAGAUUCGAGUACACCAGAUGUCCUUGACAACUCAUCCCACCACAAAAUUUGCUCCACCAGCGGACAACAAAGGCAACCACUGUGUUUCUUUCCAUUACCAAGUAGAUAUAAUAUCCCUGCCAUCAAGACAGAAUACACAAAGUGUCUCCUCGCAGUAUCGUAACCAGUUGAGACCACGCUAAGAAAGUCAGCUUGCCUGGAGGAAGACCCCUUCUCUUCUUGGGUAGACACAGUUUGAAGGAGAAACUCUGACCUGUGCCACUGGAGGCUACUGGAGAGUGUGCAUCACCAAAACAAAAGAGCAAGUCUAAAGAAGAAGGCUUGGCAUCCUGAAGACAAGAUCUCACAAAGGAAUGCAAUGAAGGAAAGUCAGGAUGGCUACCAUGUCAACAAAAUUCACGCGUCCGGGACUUGCCAGGGCUCCAAAGCUGAUGCCCGCGGUGGCACCGACUGGCGAAUGGAUUGGGAUCCCGAGAUGCACGUGAAAAUGUGCAAGAAGAUCGCCCAGCUCACCAAGGUGAUUUACGCACUCAACACCCGCCAGGAUGAAGCGGAGGCCAGCAUGGAGGCUCUGCGGGAAGCCCACCGGGAGGAGCUCCAGAAGGCCGUGGCGGAGACCGAGGCCAGGCUCCUGCGGGAACAGGGCCACGCAGAGGAGGAGGCCCUGCUCCAGCGCAUUCGGGCCCUGGAGAACGCCUUGGAGCUGCAGAAGAGGCUGACCCAGGAGGCGCUGGCUCAGUCGGCCACGUGCAGGCUGGAGACCAAAGAAAGGGAGCUGAGGGUGGAGGCAGAGCAUGCCGAGCGGGUCCUCACCCUCUCCAAGGAGAUGCUGGAGCUCAAGGCCGACUAUGAGAAGAGGCUCCGGCACCUGGCGAGCCACGAGACGCCCCAGUGGGGCCAGCUUUCCCAGGAGGGCCCGGAGCCCAAGGGAGAGCCAGGCCACGGCCACGAGAUGCGGGACGUCCUCCUGGAGGUGGAGAGGCUGCGAGCGGAAAACCAGCAGCUGAGCAAGGACUACGCCAGGAAGGCUGAGGAGCUGCAGGCCACCUAUGAGCGGGACACCGAGGCCAUCCGGCAGGCCAUGCAGCAGUCCGUGAGUGAGGCCCUGUGGCAGUGGCAGGAGAAGGAGACGGACCUCCGCAAGAACUUCCAGGUCCAGGAGUCGGCCCUGCAGGCUCAGGUCAGGAAGCUAGAAGGGGAUCUGGAGCACAGGGGCCGCAAGAUAAGUGACCUGAAGAAGUAUGCCCAGAAGCUGAAGGAGAGGACUCAGGACCUAGAUGUGCAGCUCAAGGAGGCUCGGCAGGAGAACUCUGAGUUGAAAAGUACUGCAAAAAAACUCGGGGAGAAGCUGGCCAUUGCCAAAGACAGACUGAUGCUGCAGGAACGUCAUGUAACACCGAAAACCGAUGAAAUGAAGACAGAGCUAGUUGCAGAGAAUGAAGUCCUAGGGAAGGCGAAUGACCUAGAAGGCCGCAGUCUCCAUCCUCAGCAGGACCCGAACUUUCCCAAGGAGUGUCCAUGUACCAAAGGAGGCCCAGAGACACAGACCAAGAAAGAGGCAAGUAUUGAGACGGAAUAUAUGAAGAAGCAAUAUGAAGAAGACCUUCGUAAAAUCAAACAUCAGACAGAAGAGGAGAAGAAACAUCUCAAAGACCAGCUAGUGAAGCGCCUGGAAGACUUGGUAAAGAAGCACGCCAUAGAAAUCAAAUCGGUUCGCUCUUCGGUGGAGGCCGAGAGGAGGAAGCUGCAGAAGGAAGUAGAAGCACAGUUGGAGGAAGUGAAGAAGAAAUCAGAAAAUGAAAUCAAGCAGCUGGAAGAAGAGAAAACAGCCCUAAAUGUGAAGCUCCAGAAUUCUCUGCUCGAGGUUUUAAGACUGGAAGAAUUUAUCCAACAGAAUAAGGUACAUCCCCGGAGAGGCAAAGAAAGGCCCCAGGAAUUGGACCGCCAGCACUGUAGUAUUUUAGAGACCCAGGAUCCAUGCUCGAAGCUGAAUAAACCUCAGACCCCUCCCAAAGGAGAAGAGUACCAGGAUAAGUUAGCAGCUGAAGAAGGAACCAGCAGUGAUGAAGAAGAAAGGAUCAAAGUGCCCCUCAAGGAAGGAGAUGGCCUGCAACCUCCACUGAGCUCUUUGGUGGAGGAGAAGGCACCCGACAUCCAGCGUCUGCAGGAGGAGUGGCAAAGCCAGAAGGCCAGAUUGCAAGCCCAGGUCUCCCAGAUGCAGCAGGCUCUGGAGCAGUGUGCCAGCAGCUACCGGGAGGACCUGCAGGAGCUCAAGCAACUCUCCGACCACGAAAGGGAGAAGCUGCAGCACGAGCUCCAGGAGACCGUUCAGCAGAACCAGGCCAUGAAAGCCCAGCUCGAGGCCUCCCACCAGCGAGCCUUGCGCAUGCUUGAGAAGGCCAAAAAUCAAGAACUCAAGGCCGCAGAGGAGCGCCUGAAGAAGGAAGCCAGCCACAGCCUGCAGAUCCAGCACCAGGCGCACCGGCUGGAGCUCCAGGCCCUGGAAGAAAAGGCCCGGCAGGAGCUCCAGGGAGAGCGGGAGAGGACGCAGGCUCAGCAGGCUCUCGUGUUAGAGUCCCUGAGGCAGGAGCUGUCAGAGCAGCGGGCCGCCUGCUCUGGGCACCAGAAAGACCUGGAGGUGCUGCAGGCCGAGCUGAGGGCUCUGGGCAGCUUGGGCAAGUCGCAGGCCACCGCCCAGUGUCCAGGGGACCACGAGGACCGCGCCGUCGCUGCAGAGGACGCGGGCGGCCCGGGCCAGGCGGGCUCCCCGAAGGGCGCCGCGGAGCCGGGUCCGAGCGAGGGCUGCGACCCCUGGGAGGAGAACUCGCAGCUCAAGGACGCAGUGCAGCGGCUGCGGGCCGAGGUGGAACAGCAUCAGCAGGAGGCGCUACAGCUCCGCGAGCAGCGCAGGCUGCUGGAGGAGGAUCAGCAAGCCCAACGGGCCCGGGAGGUGGAGAAGCUACGCCAGGAACACCGGAAGGAGAUGCAGGCCAUGGUGGCGGAUUUCAGCAGUGCACAAGCCAGGCUCCAGGCCCGGCUGGCUGCCCUGGAAACUGAACUGAAGGAUUCCGGAGAGAAACCAGGGAAGGGGGCGUCCAGGCCAGAGGACGUUCAGCUCAUAGGCCGCCUGCAGACCCGCCUGAAGGAGAGAGAGGAGAUCAUCAAGCAGCUCAUGGAGGAGAGAAGAUUUCACUGUGCAGCCUUCCCCAGCGCCAUGUCCCAUCGGAACCGGUCUUUCUCUUUCAACCCUCACCCAGGAUACUUGACCCCCUCCAUGAAGAAAAAGAAGCUGGAGGAAGUGCCCAGCCGAGUGGUCAGCGUGCCAAACCUGGCCUCCUACGCAAAGAACUUUCUGAGUGGUGAUCUGAGCUCCAGGAUCAACGCCCCUCCAAUAACGAAGUCACCCAGCUUGGACCCGAGCCCUGGCUGUGGCCAGCCUUACAAACCCACCCAGGCUCUAGAUGUGAAAACUGCCACAAGGACACAAGAUGGUGAAACAGCCCAACCCAAAGAAGUCCAGCAGAAACAGGGCUCUGCCCACCAGGAAUGGUUUACCAAGUAUUUCUCUUUCUAAACUGAGUCUCAGGAUUCCAUCACCAAGAGGACACCUGAAACAAUGUAAAGCAUCUGACUGAAGGAAUGAACUAAAAAACCAAAUUAACUUGCUUGUGACACGAUUUAUAUAUAAUAGCCAAAACAAAUUUUGGCAUUAACAUUUCAUACUGUUUCAUUGUGAAACCAGUGCUUAAACAAAAUUCUUGACAUUAAGGUGAAAAACAAAACAACAUAAACCAGUGUUAUCAAAAUGCACCCACAGAAAAUAUUAAUGUUACUGAUGACCCUCACAUUGUAUUUCUAGUGUCCAUAAGAUUUCAUUCCACUUUGUGGAAUAUCAAGCUUUGUGAUUUCCAUGAUCUACUUUAAAAGUGGUUUCACUUGUCCUUAGAAUGCUAGUCAUCUCCACCUGAAAAGUAUUUCUGUGUAAAUGACAGAAUUACAAAAUGCACAUUCAACCUCACUAGGAAGAAGAAUAAAAGUUCGAAAUACUCAUAAAAACCAAUUACAAACACAAAACAAGGCAAAACUAGGAGUGGAUGACAGCAGCCCUUGGCACACUUCGCCUGAGUGCUCUGACUUCCUAAGUCCAGGACCUGAAGUAGACGAGAGAGGGGAUAACACCUACCUCAAAAGGGUUUUGGAGAAGUAAGCAAAAUAGGAUAGGUAUGAUACCAAUCACGAGCUGGAAUUAACCACUGCCAGAAUUUUUCUGUGAAUAACCGAGCCUCACUCUGUCAUAUGACUGUAGUUUCAACUUGGUCACUUGUGAAAGUUUCUAGAGUAUUCUUUGAAGUCAAAGAUCUACUGAGCCCAGUCUUUGGGCCUGGGCCCUUUGCCUCAUGGUGCAUUGCUUCCCCAUCACAUGGAUGCUCAGUACUGUAAGGGAAUCGGGACUGGCCAUUCAUGGUGCUGACCCAUGUCAGUCCACACUGAAUAGUCUGACCUUCUGAUGGAGCAGUGUGAUUUGACAAGACUCAAUACAAUUUGGGCAAAAUAUGUUCUCAAUCCUUUGGUGCUGGCCCCACACGUGGCCAUAAACAUUUAUUCUAUGCACUGUCAAAUCUUUGCUCUUUGAAUAAAACUUUAAACUGGGCAAUUAAAAAUGGCUGUGACUUGUAUUGUUUU
This is a messenger RNA of Herpailurus yagouaroundi (jaguarundi), 4987 nucleotides long. It is a transcript of the gene FAM184B, whose product is annotated as family with sequence similarity 184 member B. NCBI's taxonomy places the organism in Eukaryota, Metazoa, Chordata, Mammalia, Carnivora, Felidae. Bases 663 to 3878 code for a protein of 1071 amino acids. The record is from RefSeq and is a predicted model, not a curated record. The transcript has 21 exons.